Messenger RNA from Juglans microcarpa x Juglans regia, 2075 nucleotides. Its product is annotated as protein EMSY-LIKE 3-like. Bases 589 to 1752 code for a protein of 387 amino acids. The transcript is spliced from 11 exons. The record is from RefSeq and is a predicted model, not a curated record. Gene Ontology annotation, cellular component: nucleus. NCBI's taxonomy places the organism in Eukaryota, Viridiplantae, Streptophyta, Magnoliopsida, Fagales, Juglandaceae. Gene Ontology annotation, biological process: defense response to fungus.
AGAAAUAAAAGAGAGAGAAUAAAGUUCUUUCAACCCAAUUUAGCCCCAAAAUUAUCACGAAAUUUUAGUUUAGCCUCAAAACUCAAAGGGAAUUACCCAGCCGAACCCCACUUCCUGUUAAACGAUUCGAUUACGUUCUACCACUCUCUGCACAGCAAAUUCAACUUCUUUGCACCUUCAGGGACCGAAUUCUGCUUCCAAAUUGGGCCAAUUUCCACCAAUUUGACUCAGUUCCAUCCAUACGAUGUCUAUCAGCUAGGAACGAUUGGCGGCACUCGGGGUCUCGAUGCUGGCUUUUACUAGGGAUUCGUUUGGGUAUUUGUAUUGAAAUUGGGUUCGGUGGAGUCAUGGAAUUCGGAAUUUCUGACAGUAGUGGUGGAUGUUGGGGAAAUGUGAUGGGUAGUAAACUCUCCAAUUGGACGUGGGACUUCUUAAGUAAGAGUUUUUGGUGGUUUAAGGAUUUUUACGAGUUUAAUUCAAGGAACAGAUGAUGACCUUCCUCCUUCACAUCAAAAUAGAUUUCAAAGAGCAGGCCACGCUGCUGGUAAUGGAAGAUCUCAAGUUGGUGGUUCUGCUCCUUUACCUAGGAUGCAUGCUGAUAUGGAAACCCAGAUCCACCACAUUGAACAAGAAGCAUAUUCUUCAGUCCUUCGGGCCUUCAAAGCUCAAUCUGAUGCAAUCACUUGGGACAAGGAAAGUUUGAUUACGGAACUUAGAAAGGAGCUCAGAGUGUCAGAUGAGGAACACAGAGAGCUUCUAUCCCAAGUUAAUGCUGAUGACAUAAUCCGGAAGAUAAGGGAAUGGAGGAAGGCAAGAGGGCUCCAACCUGGCAUGCUCAAUGUUACUCAGCCUGUUCACGAUCCCACACCUAGUCCUACAGUUUCAGCAUCAUGCAAGAAACCAAAAACAUCACAAUCUGUAGCUCCCUUAUCCCUCGGUGGGCCAUCUCCUGCAAUGCAUCCAUCUGUGCAACCAUCUUUAUCGGCCUUGAGACGAGGUCCUCCUCCAGGAGCAAGGAAUAAGAAGCCAAAAUCAUCCAUGCAGUAUCCUUCUACUGGUCUUACAGGAAGGGCCCAGGUUGGUAAUCGUGGUUCUUCAGGUACCCUUGAGAGAAAUGGACCUACUGAGACUGCAACCUAUGAUCCAUGGAUUGGUAGAAAAGUAUGGACAAGGUGGCCUGAAGACAACCACUUUUAUGAGGCAGUUAUAACUGAUUACAAUCGUGUUGAGGGCCGACAUGCUCUGGUGUAUGAUAUUAAUACUGCAGAUGAAACUUGGGAGUGGGUCAAUCUGAAAGAGAUAUCUCCUGAAGAUAUUAGGUGGGAAGGUGAGAAUCCUGGAGUUUCAAGUAAGAGUGGCCACCCUGGACCAGGCCGGGGGGUAAAGAGAUCCAUUCCACGUGGUGGUGCAGUUGCCGGUGCAGGAAGAGGUAGAGGAUCAAAGGGCCGGUCCCAAAACCACUUUCCCUUAUCACAGAAUGGAAUUGGGAAGAAGGCAAUGUGUGAUAUUGAAAUAGUUCACACGGAUACACUUAUCAAGGAGGUAGAAAAAGUUUUUGGUGCUAAUCAUCCCGAUCCCUUGGAGAUAGAGAAAGCUAAAACAGUGCUGAAAGAGCACGAGCAAGCCCUUGUUGAUGCAAUUGAAAGGCUUGAAGAUGCAUCUGACGGUGAAAGUGCUCUUACGUUCCCCUUUGGCUUCCAAGCAGAUGGAGAACAUCGUUUCUUGCAGGGGCAGUCGACAGAACAAGGAUGAGGAAAACCGCAACAUGAUGCAACUGGUGAGAGUAGAGUAGUUGAAAGUCCUAAUGGGGAUAACAUUGGAUAGAGAGGGUAGAGUCGCAUACAUGAUCCACAAGAAUAUGCCCAUGACAUACAGUUUAAUUCAGCACCUAUGUAUGUAUACAUGUAGCAUGCCGUGCAAUGUAAAAAUCACCCAAAGUUUUAUGCUUGGCUUGUGGUCUAUUGGUUAGAAAAUUAGGCUUGGUUAUUUUGUUAGUUUAACUUGGCUGGGAAAAUGCUUGUGUAAGAUGACUUCACCAUGUAAAUAUUAUUUUGAUAAUGCAUGCUAUUCUCUCU